This is a messenger RNA of Dermatophagoides pteronyssinus (European house dust mite), 947 nucleotides long. Its product is annotated as leukocyte receptor cluster member 1 homolog. Lineage: Eukaryota; Metazoa; Arthropoda; Arachnida; Sarcoptiformes; Pyroglyphidae. The record is from RefSeq and is a predicted model, not a curated record.
UUGUCGACAAUGUUUUGAUUUUUUUUUUAUCAAUCAUUUUUCAGGUGAUAGUUAAUAUUUUUUAAAAAAUGAAUAUCUUACCACAUAAAUCCUGGCAUGUUCGUACCAAGAAAAAUAUUGCCCGUGUUCGUCGUGAUGAAGAGAAAGCUCGCCGUGAAGAGGAAGAACUUCAACAACGAAUUAGUUUAGCUGAACAUGAAGCUCGCAUUUCUCAUCUAAAACAUAAACAAGGCAUCGAAACUAAUGAUAAUAAAUCGAAAAAUGAUGAUGCCGAUAAUUCUGAACAAUUUGAUCUAUUCAAAGAUUUUAAAGAUAAAAUUGCUCAAGAUUCAGAAAAAAAGGAAGAGAAAAAAAUCGAACAAGAAAAAUGGGAAGUUCGAACCGGAAUAUUUAGCUAUCUGGAUGGCCGAUAUAAACAUGAAAAAGCAGCUAAUGAUGAAUGGUAUCUAAAAUCACAUGAAGAACGUAUGAAUGUCAAAAAUGAUGAACCAAUUAAGAAUACCAAAGAUGAACGCAAUAAACGAAUGAAUGAUCCAUUAGAAAAUAUGAAAAGUUAUCUAUCAGUGAUGAAGAAAAACGAAUCAAUCAAAUUUGGUGAAGAUCCACCAAAGAUUAAAUCAAAAAUUUAUAAAACCGAAGAAUCUUUGAAUCUAGCGAAUUCAAAUCUUAAAAAAAAGAACAAAAAACGUAAAAAGCGUUCAUCAUCAUCAUCAGAUUCUGAUUCUGAUGAUCAAAGUAAAAAACUUUUAUUACAAAAACUUCGAGCUGAACGUUUGGAUCGUGAACGAAGAGAACGUGAUCGUGCAAUGCAAUUGGUUCAAGGACCGUCAUCAUCAUCAUCAUCACGUUCUGUUGUCAACAAUGAUGUAAAACAAAAAUAUAAUUCACAAUUUAAUCCUCAUUUGGCCAAACAAAAUUUUACUUGAAGAAAUUGUAUAAUAAUUUAA